UAUUUGACAGAUCUGACAACUAACUUCACGCUUCGUCCAUCGAGUCAGGGAUUUUAACGUUAUAUUAAUUUCAGACUGUUUUUUCCAAUUCCGCCAUGAUCAAAUUCAAAUUUUGAAUUCCUAUACAGGGUGUAGUUUAUUUUAUGGUAUCCAGGCAAAUCUGUUACAAACAAAACAAGUGACAUUAAUGUCAAGAAGUACUACAAAAAGGAAGUAAAAGGAAAUGAAUACAUUUUUAUCCGAUGCAAAUAAAUUAAAAAAUAUUCAAUAUUUUUUGGAAAAAAAUGAUCCUGUUUUCAACCACGUAUCAAAAUGUGGGUGUGAUUUAAGCUUAGUGGAUUAUGUGUUACAGUUGGAGCAAAAAAGGAAAAAUGAAACGGAGCAAAUAACCAACGAAUUAAAAAAUAUAUGGCACUUACUCCACAAGAAGAGAAAUAUUUUAUUAGACAAGAAUGUCAAUAACUUAGAUUUACAUUUAUUUAAACAAGAUAUGAUUGAAAUUCAAGACAAAAUUCAUACUUUACGAGUAAAAUUAUUACCUCAUUAUGACGUGUUAAAAGAUGAAGAAAAAAAUAUUACAGAAAUGAAUGAAUUAUUUAGACAAAAAUUAGAAGACUGGGAGAAACCAGUAAAAUCAACCAGCAGACACAAUUACACUAUAUCAAAACAAAGAGCCGUUGAUAAUACUAAUCUUAAAGAAGUACUGGCGUUUAUGGAAUUUGUUAAUAACAGUAAUGGUCACGAAAAUGGUUGGCCUAUUGAAGAUCAUCAACUUUUCUUAAAACUACGGCAUAAAUAUAAAAAUAUCGACGACCUGGCAAUUAAUUUUAAUAAAUUAUUACCCGAUAUUGCUUCAGACGCAGUUAAACAGCAUGAAGACUGGUAUCAGAAAUAUCUGUUUUUAAAAAAUCGAAAAAAUGAAGCCUUGGAAAAAUGGCGCAAACAAAAAAACUCGAUGCAAGAAAAACAAGAUAUUAAUGAUGAGAAUGUUUUACGUGCGACAACUAAUAAAACACACACACGGGUACAAAAAGACAAUAUUUACGAACAAAUUAUGCUUUGGAAGGCAGAAAAAGAAGCGAAGCGUCAACAAAAGGAAGCUUAUGAACAACUGCAGAAGGAUAUCAAGAAAAGGCGCGAAGAAAAUCAAAAAACAAUUAAUUUGCAUGUGAAGGAAGUUGUAGCAAAAUGGAAAGAGGCAAAAAUAGUAAGAGAACAAAAUGAAAAAGUUCAAAGAGAAAUACAAGAGUACUAUGGGAGAAAAAUAAGAGCCGCCACCGCAAAUAGAAUGAUUAAACAGUUCCAAACCCAAGAUGAUUUAUUUAUAGCAAAAAUGAGAUCCACUAAAUUAAAAGAAGAAAACCAAAAUAAAAAAAGAAGUAAAUCAAGUUACUUGGUGGACAGAGAUCCUGACAGAGUACUAAAACCUACCAGACAGUGGCUUUUUCGUACAACAAAAAACGAUAUUUUCGGCGAGGUGUCUUCACAUAUUCCUAAUAUAAGAGAGAUACCAAAACUAAAAAUACCGGAGUGGAGAAAAAAUAUUUGAGGUAAUUAGAAAAAGUUAUGUUCCAAAAUAUGUUUAUUAUACGAAUGGAAACGG
Molecule: messenger RNA, 1603 nt
Organism: Zophobas morio
Lineage: Eukaryota; Metazoa; Arthropoda; Insecta; Coleoptera; Tenebrionidae
Product: coiled-coil domain-containing protein 112-like
Exons: 8
Coding region: 224-1549 (441 amino acids)
Source: RefSeq, a predicted model, not a curated record